ACAGGCAGGUCAGGGAUGACGAGCCAAAACGCCAAACAAACGCCGAAUGCGUCACAUCACGGUGGUGUUGGAGGAGGAAGGUUGGGGAUAGGGACGGAUCUCUCUGGAAUUCACUCGGCUGUUCGGACCCAGGCGCGGAAGCUCAGUGGGCCGAAACGGCCCUUAUUGUGCUGCCCCGGGGUUGGCCCGCCUAGGUUUUCUGAUACGGCCCAGGCCUUUUUUCCAUCUCUCCCUUUCGGCCGUUCGUUUCGACCGUUCAUUCGCUUCACGGGCGCGAGGGACGGGAUAAUGGCGGCAGCGGCAGCGAGCUCGCUCUCAGUUCUGCCCCUCGCGCCGCGGAGGCCGCUCCCGCUGAGGCGCGCUGCUAGGAAUGCGGAGGGUGGAGGGGCUUCGAGGCCUCUGCGCCUCGCGAGGUUGCGGCUGCGGCGCGGGCGCCCAGCUGCUGCGGCCGUGGCCGGCGACGCGGAGUUGCCCCUGGAGGAGGCGGAGGCCGCGAUGAGGGUGGCGGCCGACGACGACAGCGUCACCGCCACGGUGGUGUCCGUGCUGCUGACGGUCGCGUUCGUCGGCCUCUCCAUCCUCACCCUCGGUGUGAUCUACCUGGCGGUGCAGGACUUCUUACAGAAGAGGGAAAAGGAGAAGUUUGAGAAGGAGGAGGCCGAGAAGCAGAAAGAGGAGGCCAGGCAGAAGAGGGCCAAGUCCAGGAAGAAGAGGAGAAAUUAUUGAUUCCUGCCUCUCGUUUGUCUGCCACCCCAAUGUUAUGCUCUUCGGAUGCAGAUGAGUCUUCAGUGUGUGCUUUUCUCAGAUAUUUUGUCAUUGGAAGACUGGUUAGCUGCUUGCUUCUGUUAGCUCUGUUCAAGUUAACCCCAUUUCUUCUCAUUUAUUCUGGUUUGUGUAAAAGUUAUUGUACAACAGAUGCUUCAUAAAUUUUAUAUGUCACCUCAAUUGCAUUUGCCAACAUGUUGUACUUCAAUACAAAUCAAGAAGUACUAACAUGUUUUACUCAGUUUGUGUU
Molecule: messenger RNA, 1015 nt
Organism: Setaria italica (foxtail millet)
Lineage: Eukaryota; Viridiplantae; Streptophyta; Magnoliopsida; Poales; Poaceae
Exons: 3
Coding region: 16-726 (236 amino acids)
Source: RefSeq, a predicted model, not a curated record